AUGGCAGCACAGAGCCUUCAACAUAAAGGUAACAAGACAGGAAACAAGAUAGGAAACGCCUCUAAUGCUAUACCAAAAACAUUUCAGCCACACAAUCACUCCUUCUCCCAGGCAAACCAAAGCUUUACUGGGAUGGAACCGUUCCUUCAUGUGGAGCCAGAGGAUCCAGCCACAGCGUUCACGAAAGGAGUGCUCAGUAACUGGAUCAUACCCUCCACCUAUGCACUGUCUAUGCUGCUGGGCAUCCCAUCGAAUGCCUACAUUGUGGCUUUUUUAAGGACCAUUGCAUGUAUCAGUGUGAAGCGUUACCUAGCCGUGGUCAAGCCUUUUCUGUACAGGCGACUGGCGACUACCUCCCUGUCAGUGUGGGCCUGCCUCAUUGUGUGGCUUCUGUUCGGGGCUGCGAUUGUGCCAGAGCUCCUGGUCAGGCAGAGUUACUACAUUCCAAACCUGGGAGUCGUCACAUGUCAUGACAUUCUGCCAUCAUACCAGAAGCCACACUCUCUGCUGGUUCCGUUUCGACUGGCCCUGGUCUUCCUUGGGUUCAUAGUGCCUUUCUUUGUUUGUAUUUAUGCUCAUGUGUCAGUGGUGUAUCACUUAAGGCAGUCUGGCUGUGACUGGAAACCUUUUAUAAAGGUCAGUAGCCUGGUCUUCGUCAUAUUUGUGGUUUGCUUCUUACCCAGCGGCACACUGCACAUCACUCACUACAUCUGUCUGAUUGUGAGCGGUGACGACCAAAUGUAUACGUACUACAGGGCUGCGGUGUGCUUGUGCUGCUUCCACAGCUGUCUGGACCCUCUGCUGUGUCUGCUGCUAUCCAGGACCGCCUCCUCUGAACUACACUUCAUAUCCCUGCGCGGGACAACUACUGCAGCGAUGUGA
Messenger RNA from Knipowitschia caucasica, 882 nucleotides. Lineage: Eukaryota; Metazoa; Chordata; Actinopteri; Gobiiformes; Gobiidae. The record is from the annotation of a GenBank genome assembly.